GGCGGAUUCUUAACCACUGCGCCCCCAGGGAAGCCCUUUCUGCUCACUUUCAUUUAACAAAAGCGUAUGUAGCACUUCCUGUGUGCCAGGCACUAAGAGCUUCUUUAUCAACUCAUUUUACGGCCCUAACAACCCUGUAGUGGGUGCUACUGUUAACCCCUUUUGCAAACAAGGAAACCAAGGCCCAGAAACAUUAACUGAGUUGCCCCAGGUCACAGGUAGUGAGUGACUGAGCUGGGGUUUGGAUCCAGAGUCUAGUCAUCUUGCUGUCUGCAUCUGCUGUGUGCCAGGCACUUUACAGAUGAAAAAUGAUCAGACCUGAUCUGGCCAGCUCUGAAACCCAGAGCUUUCUCACUGUGGAUGGGGUCCUGUGGAGGCGUGAUUGUGAAGGCCGUUUCUUGGAGUAUUGUUUGGUCAAUUCAGGGCAGCCAGGAGUGGUGGACAAAGGCCAUUAUUUGCUUAUGAUGGGAAGAGUGACAUCAGAUAAGCCUUUACUAUAAAACUUUUUACGUUGAUGGUCUUUCUAGAUACUGCUGUUCACAAACGUCUGCAAACAAGGUGACCCAGGGCUUUCUCUUCAUUACCGAUAUCCUUAGAAACCACCCAAGUGGUUAGUUCUGAAUUUCUUUCUUUUCUGGAUUUGGGAUAGUGAGUGGAGUAGCACGUGGGUAUGGGUGUGUUUUAUGGAAUUUCUCAAUAUAUUUGUUUAUUAAGAUUGGGGCGGUUCCGUGCGGAUUAUUUGAAAAGUCAGGCGUGGCCCCCACGUGGGUCUAAGCUCUAGACCACGUGCUCCACGGUGGGGUCGGUGGCGGCUCCAUCGUCCCAGUGGAUGCUCUGCAGAAUCUUAUCACACCUGCCAUGGCCUGGGCACGUGCGGUGUCUGCCUGCGCCCUCGUGUUAAAUCCUCACUUGAGCAAUCCAGAGUGACAGCUGCGUCCGCUUCUGUCCGAGAUUCAGAGAGGUCGGCUGCCCAAGGACACCUCAGGGUGUGACACUGCCAGGAGCUGACCUGGAUUUUUGCCUUCCUUCACCUCCACCUGACUCAACGGUCUACAAGUCCCUGUGCAUGUUUCUCUUUUCCUGGAUUCUCCUUGGGGUGGAGGUGACGUCGGGGAAGUCUGGGCCUCCCGGUGGGAGCUGGGUGAGUGCCGCAGGCCCUGAGCUUAACAAGCAAGUGGGUCCCAGUCUUCUUCAGGGCAAACAGUGGCAGGAGGAGGUGGGGAGGUGAAGGCGAAGGUGAGCGGGCAGAACCGCCGUGCUUCUGGCGAGAGGUCAGCUUGGACGUUCCAAACACCUCCCUUUACCUGAUGCUGCUGAUAAAAUCAGGAUGGCUUUAAACUCAGGAUCACCACCAGGUGUCGGGCCUUACUAUGAGAACCAUGGAUUCCAACCCGAAAGCCUCUACCCUCCACAGCCGCCCAUGGCCCGCCGUGCCUACGCGGGGUACCCGGCUCAGUACUACCCGCCCGCGGUGCCCCAGUACACCCCGAGGGUUCAGACGCACACCUCGACACCCGUCAUCCUCAUGCAGCCCAAACCCCCGUCGGGGACAGCAUGCACCUCAAGGACUAAGAAAGUCCUGUGUGUCACCUUCACCCUGGGGGCCCUGCUGGCGGGAGCAGUCCUGGCUGCCGUGCUGCUGUGGGAGCUCUUGGAGGACCAGUGCUUGGGGAUGGAAUGCAGCUCCUCGGGGACCUGCGUCAGCCCCUCUCACUGGUGCGACGGCAUCCUGCACUGUCCCGGCGGCGAGGACGAGAACCGGUGCGUUCGUCUCUACGGACCCAACUUCAUCCUUCAGGUGUACUCAGCUCAGAGGAAGUCCUGGCACCCCGUGUGCCAGGAUGACUGGAGUGACAACUACGGGAGAGCAGCGUGCCAGGACAUGGGCUACCCGAACAGUUUUUUUUCUAGCCAAGGAAUAGUGGAUGACAGCGGGGCCACAAGCUUCAUGAAGCUGAAUGUCAGUGCCAACAAUAUCGAUCUCUAUAAAAAACUCUACCACAGUGAUGUCUGUUCUUCAAAAACUGUGGUUUCUUUACGCUGUAUAGAGUGCGGGGUCUCGGGGAAGACGAGACGCCAGAGCCGGAUCGUGGGCGGGUCGAGCGCUGCCCCGGGGGACUGGCCCUGGCAGGUCAGCCUGCACGUGCAGGGUACCCACGUCUGCGGAGGCUCCAUCAUCACCCCCGAGUGGAUCGUGACCGCCGCCCACUGUGUGGAGGAACCUCUUAACAAUCCCAAGAUUUGGACAGCCUUUGCAGGAAUUUUGAGACAAUCUCUCAUGUUCUAUGGAAACGGAUACCGAGUAGCAAAAGUGAUUUCCCACCCAAAUUACGAUUCCAAGACCAAGAACAAUGACAUCGCUCUUAUGAAGCUGCAGACGCCUCUGACUUUUAACGACAGAGUGAAACCAGUGUGUCUGCCCAACCCCGGCAUGAUGCUGGAACCGACACAGUCCUGCUGGAUUUCCGGGUGGGGGUCCACCUACGAGAAAGGGAAAACCUCGGAUGUGCUGAACGCGGCGAUGGUGCAGCUCAUCGAGCCCUGGCGGUGCGACAGCAAGCAAGUGUACGGCGAUCUCAUCACGCCGGCCAUGAUCUGCGCGGGGUACCUGCAGGGAACCGUCGACUCCUGCCAGGGUGACAGCGGAGGCCCUCUGGUCACUCUGAAGAGCAGCGUCUGGUGGCUGAUCGGGGACACGAGCUGGGGCUCUGGCUGUGCUAAGGCUUACCGACCGGGAGUGUACGGAAACGUGACCAUGUUUACAGACUGGAUUUAUCAACAAAUGAGGGCAAACAGCUAAUCCAUACAGCCUGGGUCCUUGACACCAUUCCACAAG
Balaenoptera musculus (blue whale) is the source of this 2836-nucleotide messenger RNA. It is a transcript of the gene TMPRSS2, whose product is annotated as transmembrane serine protease 2. The transcript is spliced from 14 exons. The record is from RefSeq and is a predicted model, not a curated record. The coding region runs from base 1328 to 2800 and encodes 490 amino acids. Gene Ontology annotation, biological process: protein autoprocessing. NCBI's taxonomy places the organism in Eukaryota, Metazoa, Chordata, Mammalia, Artiodactyla, Balaenopteridae. Gene Ontology annotation, cellular component: membrane. Gene Ontology annotation, molecular function: protein binding; serine-type endopeptidase activity.